GCUGACCGGAACAGAGCGCCCCAGGCGCCCUAGGUCGCUGACAUCCGACGGCGGAGAUCGCACGCUCACAGCUGGUCUGGAUAGCAGUUUCGGAGGAUACGUAGCUCGUCAAGAUGAGGGAGAUCGUGCACAUCCAGGCGGGACAAUGUGGCAACCAGAUCGGCUCAAAGUUCUGGGAGAUCUGUGCCGACGAGCACGGCCUCACGCCGGAGGGCCAGUACGUCGGCACGUCGGAUCUGCAGAUCGAGCGCAUCAACGUCUAUUUCAACGAGACGGGCGGCGCCAAGUACGUGCCGCGCGCGGUGCUGGUGGAUCUGGAGCCAGGCACCAUGGACGCCAUUCGGGCCAGCGCCAUCGGCGGCCUCUUCCACCCGGACAGCUUCAUCAACGGUUCUUCCGGAGCUGGAAACAACUGGGCCAAAGGCCACUACACGGAGGGCGCUGAGCUCGUGGACCAAGUUCUUGACGUCACAAGAAAGGAGGCGGAAGCCUGUGACUGCAUCCAAGGCUUCCAGCUGACCCACAGCCUGGGCGGCGGCACCGGCUCCGGCAUGGGCACCCUCCUUAUUUCCAAGGUGCGUGAGGAGUACCCGGACAGAAUCUUGUGCACCUACUCGGUCAUGCCAUCGCCCAAGGUGUCCGACACCGUCGUCGAGCCGUACAACGCUACUCUCUCCACUCACCAGCUGGUGGAGAACACGGACGAAACAUUCUGCAUUGACAACGAGGCGCUGUACGACAUCUGUAACAAGCAGCUGAAGCUGCCGACGCCGACCUAUGGUGACCUGAACCACCUCAUCUGUCUAGCCAUGUCCGGCCUGACCACGUGCCUUCGCUUCCCGGGCCAGCUGAACGCCGACCUCAGGAAACUGGCGGUGAACAUGGUGCCCUUCCCCCGUCUGCACUUCUUCGUGCCGGGCUUCGUGCCUUUGGUGUCACGCCAGAGCCAGGGGUACAAGGCUCUGUCGGUGGCAGAGCUUACACAGGAGAUGUUCGACGCCCGAAACAUGAUGGCUGCCUGCGACCCGCGCCACGGACGCUACCUCACCGUAGCCGCCAUCUACCGCGGUCGCAUGUCCAUGAAGGAGGUGGACGAGCAGAUCGUGUCCGUGCAGACCAAGAACAGCAGCUACUUUGUCGACUGGAUACCGCAUAACGUGAAGACGGCCGUCUGUGACAUCCCGCCGCGCGGACUCAAGAUGUCGGCCACAUUUGUCGGCAACACCACCGCCAUCCAGGAGUUGUUCAAGCGCAUUUCGGAGCAGUUCACAGCCAUGUUCCGGCGCAAGGCCUUCCUCCACUGGUACACGGGCGAGGGCAUGGAUGAGAUGGAGUUCUCUGAGGCGGAGAGCAACAUGAACGAUCUGAUUGCCGAGUAUCAGCAGUACCAGGAGGCGAGUGCCGACGACGAUUACGACGAGGAUGAGGAGGAUGCGGGCAACGACUACGACCGCAACGACGACGGCGGUCGCAACGACGACUACAACGAUCGAGAUAGCUACAACGACAGAAACGACAGCUACAACGACAGGAACGACUACGACGAUCGCAACGACGACCGUCAAGAGGACGAUGCCUACUAG
Messenger RNA from Pollicipes pollicipes, 1583 nucleotides. Its product is annotated as tubulin beta chain-like. Gene Ontology annotation, molecular function: GTPase activity; GTP binding; structural constituent of cytoskeleton. The coding region runs from base 114 to 1583 and encodes 489 amino acids. The record is from RefSeq and is a predicted model, not a curated record. Lineage: Eukaryota; Metazoa; Arthropoda; Thecostraca; Pollicipedomorpha; Pollicipedidae. The transcript has 4 exons. Gene Ontology annotation, cellular component: microtubule. Gene Ontology annotation, biological process: microtubule-based process.